ACCAAACACACCCAGAUCUCAUCAUUUUAAUGCUAGCCGCUAGCUUCUUGUUAUGCCGUUCUUGUAAAAUAAAUUAGGUGCUAACAAUUUUUUUAACCAACACUUCGCAGCUUAUCUUUUUACCUUUCAAAAAAGUACUCGGUUAGGUUUGAGCUGUUUCUGGAACAGCAGCGUCGCGUUUGGCUUUGUGCUAAUAGUUAGCCAAGUGCUAACUACAGCGACAUCAACUAACUUGCAUGCGACGGCCAGCGCUGUCAUUUACAGGCAGCUGGAAUCAAGGAGACUGUGACAGUCUUUUCCUGCAGAGAUCAUGGAGCUCCAGGCAGUAUUAAUGGCAGCUGGAGGUGGUUCUCGUAUGACUGAUCUAACUUACAACACCCCUAAAUGUUUGCUGCCUGUGGGCAACAAACCGCUAAUGUGGUAUCCCUUGAACCUGUUGGAGAGAGUGGGCUUUGAAGAGGUUAUAGUGAUCACGACCAAAGAAGUGCAGAAGAUGAUGAGCACAGACUCUAAAAUGAAGCUGGACGUAAAGAUGAAGUUGGAUGUGGUUUGCAUUCAGGAAGAUGGUGACAUGGGUACUGCUGAUGCUCUCAGACACAUUCAGCAGAAGAUUAAGACUGACGUCCUGGUGGUGAGCUGUGACCUAAUAACAGAUGUGGCGCUUCACGAGGUUGUAGAUCUUUUCAGAGCCCACAAUGCAACACUGGCCAUGUUAAUGAGCAAAGCCCAUGAAUUCACAGAGACAGUUCCGGGUCAGAAGGGCAAAAAAAAGACAGCUGAGCAAAGGGAUUUUGUUGGUGUGGAUCAAUCAGGGAAGAGACUGCUCUUUAUGGCCAAUGAAGCAGAUCUGGAAGACGGACUCUCAAUUAGGAAGUCAAUCAUAAAGAAGUCUAUUUCAUCGAUUCGUGGCGAGUUGGUACCAUAUUUGGUGCGCAAGCAGUUUUCAAAGGCAGCUAACAGUCAGAAGAUGAAAGAUGACUCGGAGGAUCAAACCCAGAAAAAGAACGACGGCUCUACAAACCAUGAGCUCCUUAUCUCGUCACGGGACGAGCCUCUCCUCCAACUGGCCCAGGAGCGCUCCUGUUGGAACGAUCACCGUGGUGACAUGAGUGAGGCUUACCAUGGGGGGAAGCUGCGCUGCUACGUCCAUAUUAUGGACCAGGGCCUGUGCUGUCGUGUUAACACUCUUGCUGCUUACAUAGAAGCAAAUCGGCUGGCCCCCAAACUGUUGGAGGAGCCAGCAGUUCAUCCAUCUGCUGGUAUUUCUGACAAAUGUCAGAUGGGAUCAGACAGUAUGGUCGGAGCUCUGUGCCAGAUAGCAGAUAAGACUUCCAUAAAAAGAUCCACUAUCGGGAACUCCACCACCGUGAAGGAGAAGGUCAAAGUCGCCAACUCCAUCAUCAUGCAUGGAGUUACUGUCGAGGAAGGAUGUAACAUCCAGGGCAGUGUGAUCUGCAGUAAUGCAAUUAUUGGCAGAGGAGCAGACCUCAAAUACUGUUUGGUGGGAAACGGACAAAGAAUCGAACCAGCAGCUGACCGGACGAACGAGGUCAUUGUUGGAACGGAUCAACUGAUGGAGAUCUAACUUUUUCAUGAAAGAAGAAAACCGCCUCAUUAACUGACCUGAGAGCAGAAAACCAAUUGAACAACUUAUUUCCCAGCUGACUAACCAAUCA
Molecule: messenger RNA, 1676 nt
Organism: Nematolebias whitei (Rio pearlfish)
Lineage: Eukaryota; Metazoa; Chordata; Actinopteri; Cyprinodontiformes; Rivulidae
Gene: eif2b3
Product: eukaryotic translation initiation factor 2B, subunit 3 gamma
Exons: 11
Coding region: 311-1585 (424 amino acids)
Biological process (GO): biosynthetic process; cytoplasmic translational initiation
Cellular component (GO): eukaryotic translation initiation factor 2B complex; guanyl-nucleotide exchange factor complex
Molecular function (GO): guanyl-nucleotide exchange factor activity; translation initiation factor activity
Source: RefSeq, a predicted model, not a curated record